CCUGAGUGAGUGCUGAGAGCUGCUGUCUCCUUUCAGAUCUCAACCAUGGGGAACGGGGGCUCGGUGACCAACAAUACUCCUUACGUCUGGGUGUUUGACAAAGGGAGACAGGUUUCCCAAGACGUCUGUAGAUUAUACAGAAACAGCACAGAAAAAUAUUCUGAAGAAUUUGCUUACAACCAUGAGCUGUGGUUUCGAUUUGAAGAUCACUCAAACUGGGACCUGAAAUGUUGGGGCGAAGGAAACUCAUUCACCAUCAGAGAGAGCAGCAACCGGCAGCUUUUUGAACUGGUCAACAACUCAUCUCGUCAGGUGGUGGACACGUGUCCCCACUUUGGAAGGAUUGAAGAAGAGAAGCGAGAAGCACAACGCCAGCGAGAGGAGCAACAAAGGAGAGAAGAAGAAGAAAAAAGGCGCCAGGCAGAGCUGGAAAGAAUGAGGAGAAUCCAAGAACAGAUUGAACAGGAAAAAAAAGAACUAGAAAGAAGAGAGCAGGAGAGACAACAAAGGGAGAGGUUAGAAAAGAUGAAGAUCCAAAUGCAGAUCGAAAAGGAGAAUGACGCUUCCAGGAGAAAGCUCUGUAAGGCUAAGGAGAUGCUUCAGGAGCAACAAAAGCACAAAGAGCGAAUGUCCCACCACCAGCAGACCCAGGUCCUUCAUCAGAUGGUGGAAGACCACUCUGCUGACAUAGAGAGGGAUGAGAUUGGUGAUGUGAAGGAACAGUUUGAAGAGCUUCUGUCCAACUAUCAGAUUACAGAGAUUGAAGGUGUGGAGAUGAACCUGGAAAACAGAAUGAAGACCCUCCAAAAUGAGCUGACACUGAAAUAUUUCAGAAAACACAAGAUCCCAAUUUGGUCCCAGUGGGCUCUGGACCAGGCAACUGGAUAUGUGGAUCUGUCUCUGACCGAGAAGAUCAGUGUUUUGGAGGCGGUGGUGAAGGUGACACUGAAGGCUGAGCCAGAGUUUGAGGAAGGACCAGACAAGAAGAUUGCAUUUCUCUUCAGUCUUCAAGAUCAGCUGCAUGUUAGUAGUCCAACAUUGGCAAGAAAAGUCUUGAGAAAUGUUCUUGAUAUGACUUCACAGCUUCCCAAAGCAAGUAAGGAGAUCCUAAGCCGAAUACUAUUCAAUAACAUAUGGACACCAAAGGAAAUCCAGUUGUUCAUGGGAAGGACCCUCAGCAUGGAACCCAAACAAAUCACCCAGAUCCUCCACAAAGUGUGCACCUACAGACUUAGCUGCCUCCAGGCUCUCUGUGCACUGAAAGACAAAGAUCCUGUAGGCUACAUGCGGGGAUGUGCUUCAUGCCAGUUGGACAAAGAUGCUGCCACCAUUGUGGCUGAAAUGCAGGACAAGAACUACCCACAGCACAUCAUGGCCCUCCUGGAAGGUAUUUUGAUUUAUGUUGAGGAAGAGCUGCCCAAAUACAAGAGAGCAGAAAUGAGUGCCAAGAGGGUUAAAGACUGGAAAAUAAUGGUAGCCUCCAUGGAUUUAUCCAAUCCAAACACUGCCACUCUGAAGGAGGUCCUGAUUGGGCUGUCCAUAGCUGUGAAGACAUGCAAAACCUUCACCACCUCAAGAGGGAAAAGGGUACAGGGUUACUUCCCCAGACUGACUCAGCUGGCUUCAUUAGUUCUGCUGCUGCUGCCACACUCCCAAGAUAAGAAAGGUUGUCUCCUGGAAAUCGGAACCGGGGAGGGAAAAACUUGUCUGUUAGCCAUGUUUGCUACGAUCCAAGCAGCACGUGGCACAGCGGUGGACAUUGUGACGAGCUCUCCUUUGCUUGCUAUCCGAGACCAACAAGAGUGGAAAGAACUGUAUGAACUGUUUGGUGUGAGCUCAUCCCCGGUGCCGCCCCCACAUCUGGACAAAGGCUCUUUUGAGAAGCAGGAUGAGCUGCUUAAGGAGGCCUACCAGAAGCAAGUGGUCUACGGUACCGUCAGCACGUUUGCAGCAGAUAUCCUGAGGCAAGAGUUUGAGAAGAAAACCACUCGAGGGCGCAGGAACUUUGAGUGUGUGAUAGUGGAUGAAGUGGAUUACAUGACACUUGACAGCGGGGUUCAAGUGACCUUCCUGUCCCACCAGGCCAGUAGUCUGAGGCACCUUGAACAGGUCCUGUCAGGUAUUUGGGCCCUGGUCUCAGCCUGCCGGCCCAUAGAGCUGUACGAAACCGGGGAAAUCCAGUGGGCAACCAGGAUCCAACCCUUCCACAGUACUCUGAAACAAGCCGGGAUCGGGUCAGAUGCUUUGUCAGAAAGUGACAUCCUGGCGCAGGGCGUGCGGCUGGGCUUUUAUUCACAGACGGAUCUGGAUGAACUGAAGGAGGCACAAGCACAGUCAGAAAAGCACAAGGCCACUGAGAACAUCAUGGCCAAGAUGGGACCCGAAAAACAGCACCAGCUGCUAAUGGCCCUUAAUGCAGAUGCAGCAGAUAGCAAAGUGGUUGUAGCCUGUUACUCACUCAUCAGCAGCAAAGCCAAAAUGUUCGGGGGGGGCUGGUCUUCUGGAGACCCGGAUGUCAGCAUGCUUCUGCUCCAGAAUGGACUGGCACGUGAACUUAUGUCUGAGAAAUCCCUCAUUGAGGCAACUGUUGACAAGUUAAGAUCUCAGAUUAAAUAUUCUGGUGAAUGUUCCCUACAGUCAAAGAAGAACUGCGAUGAAUUUAUUGUGAUUCCAUCCUUUCUGAAGGAAUAUGUUGAGCAGCAGUUGCCAGUUUUUGUUGAGAAUGCCCUAAAAGCCAUCAUCAUGACUCCAGGAAGAGAGUACAUGAUUGACAAGGUUGCGGAAGCAGACAGAGCUGGUGUAAUUGACCCCGACAACCACCAGUAUGAUGCCAUCAUCCCAGUGGACUUUCAGGCCAGUGGAGUGCUGGAGAAGAACAAGCGCUGGGGGGACGGCCUGCAGCAGUUUCUGGAGAUGAAGCACCAGCUGGCAAUCUCACAGAUGUCCAACGUAACCAACUACAUGUCCAAUGUUUACUUCUUCAAAAGGUACCUCAGUGGAAAAGGCAUUUUUGGUGUCUCUGGGACAUUAGGGGGCCACGCUGAGAAGGCCUUCCUGGGACGGCAGUAUAAGACAGAAUGUUAUGCCAUUCCAGCCCACCGCCAUAAGAAGCUGGUGGAGCUGCCAGCUGUUCAGGUGAGAGAAGGGAAUCCUGCCUGGAUGCAGGCCAUCUGUGAAGCUGCAUGGAGGGCUGCAGACAGGGGGCAGGUUGUCCUGAUCAUCUGUGAGGAUGUUAAGACUGCAGACCAGCUAAAGGCUGAAAUACAGGGCCCAGGGAGGAAACUCAGACAGAUCACCAUGUACACCAUCAGCGCCAAGCACAACAUUGAGAAGCAGAUGUUCAGCCAGGGACACAUUAUCAUAGCCACAAACCUGGGAGGCCGCGGCACCGACGUGCACGUGGACCAGGAAGUAAAUGAGUGUGGAGGACUCUUUGUGCUUCUCACCUACUUUCCUGGGAGUCACCGCGUGGAGAAACAGGUCUUUGGGCGCACGGCCCGGAAAGGUAACCCAGGAAUGGUGCAGAUGGUCCUCAACCAGGAACAUCUAGCAGCAGUCUACCAAGGACAUUCAGUGGAAACCAUGAGGCAGCUCAGAGAGGAAUUCGAGGUCAGCCGCUUAGACAGCAUGGAGAGAAACGAGCUGUUCCAAGUUGAAACUAAGGAGGAGCUGUUCUCCACAUUUUGCAAAUUUCUCAGUGACUUUGACAAGAAUUACACUCAGGAAGAGAGAAGCAACAUUUCAGAAAGGAAGCUGAAGGAUGUCCCAGCCUGUUUUAAGGUCCAUUGCAGAAAGUUGGACUACCAGGCUGCCCUCAAGGCUUUGAAAGAGUCUUGGGCUCUGUGGCUCAUCCUUCACGAAGAGCACAUCAGCCAACAUCAGGUCAAAACGCUGAGAGAUGACCUCCUGAGAGACCUGAAGAAGACUGCUGAGCAGCUCCUGCAGGGCAGAAGCAGCAGUUUCUAUGACUACAUUGAAGUGGCCAAAAGCAGAACCGACAUGCACCGACUCAACAAAGAGGAGAGUGACUAUGGAGCUUUAUCUUACUGGCAGAGAGCUGCAGAGUGCGAUCCUUUCUACAGUGCUGUGGCUCUUUAUAACCAGGCAUACAUCACAGUCAACUUGUGCAAGAGCAACUACAUAACAGAGGCAAAGAGGUUAUUGAGGGAGGCAGAGAGAGCAGUGGAUGCUUAUCUUUCAGAGACAAGCAACACCAUGAUGUUCUGUAAUUUCUCUGUGAGCAAAGACUUUGCCCCCCACCACGAACAUGGCAACCUGCAGCACCAAAUGAAAGCCAGGAUGAGCGUCUUCAAGGCAUGGAAAGGAUACAUUGAGAAUGCCCUGGAAACUCUCCAGCAGAUUGAAACCAGCAAAGGCCAGGCCUUAACACUGGAUUCCAGUGUCUACAGUCUGUCAAGAGACCAGGAUCCAAUCACCACCAAGGAGCUGAUGGUCCUCCAUGAGUUUGGCCUCUGCAUGGUGUUCCAGGUGAAGAAGCGACCUGAGUUCUGCAUUGAUGCCCUUUUGUGUUUUUGUCUGGGUGUUCUGCAAGUAGCAGCUGGUGUCCUGGUCUGUACUCUGUCAGGUGGCACUGCAAGUCAAUUUGGACUUGCACUGAUCAGUGAGGGAGUGUCUGACAUGAUUGAUGGGGUCAAGAGCAUAAUACAGGGAGGCUUUGACUGGGCAGAGUGGGCAAUCUCUAAAGCCAUCAGCAUUGGAGCGUCUCUGGUCUUUGGAGGCCUGAGCAGACUGAAGAAAGCUGUAAGCGCUGUGAGUAGUGGAACCAAAGGACUGGUCACUGGGGCUAAGACCUGCUCUGUCUUCACAGUUAAACAGUGUUUCAAACAUGCAGCAAAGUAUGCUGGUCAGGAAAUACUGAAGCAAGUAUCUAACACCACUCUGAACUAUGCUGCUGACAAAGGUCUUGAAGCACUGUUCAAAAGGGUUCUGAGAGGGGCCUUCGAGACCAAAGUGCUUUCAUUGAUCAGAGCUAAUGGUCCUCUGGAAUCACGUCUCAAUGGCCUCAUCUGCUCAGCAGUGCCAAAGACUGCGAUGAAACAGGAGUCUUAUGGCUUCAGAAUUGACAAAGGAUGUGAGGGAGAGAUGCGUCAGUCAGUUCACGUGUUGACAAGAAGCAUCAUUCCUGAUCUCAUGACGGAUUGCACCAAGAUCAUGAACAUUCUUGAUAGACUUUCAGAGGCCUCCGGAGCUAUAAUGCAACAUGUGGAGAAAAAGGGAGGCUUGAAGUUGGCCAUGAAGUUUUUCGAUACGGGCACAUGA
Cyprinodon variegatus (sheepshead minnow) is the source of this 5280-nucleotide messenger RNA. RefSeq lists its product as uncharacterized. Gene Ontology annotation, molecular function: ABC-type protein transporter activity; ATP binding. The coding region runs from base 46 to 5280 and encodes 1744 amino acids. The transcript is spliced from 5 exons. Gene Ontology annotation, biological process: protein targeting; protein import. NCBI's taxonomy places the organism in Eukaryota, Metazoa, Chordata, Actinopteri, Cyprinodontiformes, Cyprinodontidae. The record is from RefSeq and is a predicted model, not a curated record. Gene Ontology annotation, cellular component: membrane.